AUGGAGAUCCAUCCGGACCGCUUUAAGGCCGUGGCAGGGAAAACUUUAGGAAAGAUACACAGGAUCAUUGAAAAGCGUCAAGAGAAUGGCGAGACUAUUGAGCUAUCAGCAGAGGGAAGGCCUGAGCUGGUGGAGGAGAAGCAGCUUCCUGUCGUGGACUGCACAUGCUUUGGCCUGCCACGGCGCUACAUUAUCGCCAUCCUCUCUGGUCUCGGCUUCUGCAUCUCCUUUGGCAUUCGCUGCAACCUUGGUGUUGCCAUUGUCAGCAUGGUCAACGAGCACACUGUUUUUAAAGGAAAAAAGGCUGUCAUAGAGGCUGCUCAGUUCACAUGGGACCCAGAGACGGUGGGGAUGAUCCAUGGCUCCUUUUUCUGGGGUUACAUCGUCACACAGAUCCCUGGAGGAUUCAUCUGUCAGAAAUUUGCUGCCAACAGAGUGUUUGGAUUUGCGAUUGUAGCCACAUCUGCUCUGAACAUGCUGAUUCCGGCUGCGGCACGGUUGCACUAUGGAUGUGUCAUCAUGGUUAGGAUAUGCCAGGGUCUUGUGGAGGGUGUGUCAUAUCCUGCCUGUCAUGGGAUCUGGGCCAAAUGGGCUCCUCCUCUUGAGAGAAGCAGACUGGCUACAACAGCAUUCUGUGGCUCAUAUGCUGGCGCUGUGGUGGCGAUGCCUCUGGCUGGUGUGUUAGUUCAGUAUACUGGAUGGUCGUCUGUGUUCUAUGUAUACGGUAGUGUUGGAAUAUUGUGGUAUCUCUUCUGGAUUUUGGUGUCAUACGAGAGUCCAGCUGUUCAUCCUACCAUUACCCCAGAAGAGAGGAAAUACAUUGAGGAUGCCAUUGGAGAGACAGCAGGGCUUGUUAACCCACUUCAGAAAUUCAAAACGCCCUGGCGUCAUUUCUUCACCUCUAUGCCAGUUUAUGCCAUCAUCGUGGCCAACUUUUGCAGAAGCUGGACCUUUUAUCUGCUCCUCAUCAGCCAGCCAGCGUAUUUCGAAGAGGUCUUUGGCUUUGAAAUCAGCAAGGUUGGCUUGGUGUCGGCACUCCCUCAUUUGGUGAUGACCAUCAUAGUGCCGCUGGGGGGGCAGCUGGCUGACUACCUUAGAACACACAACAUAAUGAGCACUACCAACGUCCGCAAACUUAUGAACUGUGGAGGAUUUGGAAUGGAGGCCACAUUGCUGUUGGUGGUUGGAUUCUCUCACACUAAAGCAGUGGCCAUAUCCUUCCUCGUACUGGCCGUUGGCUUCAGUGGAUUUGCCAUCUCAGGUUUUAAUGUGAAUCAUUUGGACAUAGCACCACGAUAUGCUAGCAUCCUGAUGGGAAUUUCGAAUGGAGUGGGCACUCUAUCAGGCAUGGUGUGCCCUCUGAUAGUGGGAGCCAUGACCAAACAUAAGACACGUGAAGAGUGGCAGUAUGUGUUCCUCAUAGCAUCACUGGUGCAUUACGGUGGUGUGGUCUUUUAUGGACUAUUUGCUUCCGGAGAGAAGCAGCCGUGGGCCGAUGCUGAGAACACCAGCGAGGAAAAGUGUGGAAUCCUAGAAGAGGAUGAACUGGCCAAUGAAACUGAAGAGCUUUAUAGGACAGGCGGCCAAUAUGGUGCCAUUAACCAACCAAAUCCUGCUGGAUUUAACAGUGGUGGAGGUGGGGGAGGGUCCGGAUGGGUCUCUGAUUGGGACAAAACAGAAGAAUAUGUUCAACCCGUUGGGACAAAUAGUUAUCUUUAUGGGGGAGAGGAAGAGAGGGACCUCACAUAGUGAGAGACAAACACAAACAGUACAUGUAAACCGGGGUCGUCAAAUUCACUUAAGUACAGUUUGGUGGCUUUGAUUUACAAAAUCAUC
Messenger RNA from Trichomycterus rosablanca, 1836 nucleotides. RefSeq names its product solute carrier family 17 member 7a (gene slc17a7a). Gene Ontology annotation, cellular component: excitatory synapse; synaptic vesicle membrane. The coding region runs from base 1 to 1749 and encodes 582 amino acids. The record is from RefSeq and is a predicted model, not a curated record. The transcript is spliced from 13 exons. NCBI's taxonomy places the organism in Eukaryota, Metazoa, Chordata, Actinopteri, Siluriformes, Trichomycteridae. Gene Ontology annotation, biological process: transmembrane transport; monoatomic anion transport; synaptic transmission, glutamatergic. Gene Ontology annotation, molecular function: L-glutamate transmembrane transporter activity; neurotransmitter transmembrane transporter activity.